Molecule: messenger RNA, 1008 nt
Organism: Trypanosoma brucei brucei TREU927
Lineage: Eukaryota; Euglenozoa; Kinetoplastea; Trypanosomatida; Trypanosomatidae
Exons: 1
Coding region: 1-1008 (335 amino acids)
Source: RefSeq, a predicted model, not a curated record
AUGAAUCAAAAGCGUCGUUGCACCAUUUUUUGUAAGCCUCUGGCGAAUUGGGCCCAUGAUUUAUUACAGGCAUCAAUGGAUUCAUAUGUUUCAUCACAUGAUGAGCCGUUCAGACAACAUCAACAACAUCAAGAAAAGCAUGUGGAAUAUGUACUCAGUUGGCCACAAGUGCAACAACUACGCCUCAACGUGUGCUCAAAGUCUCUUCCGACUUUAAUGGUUCCGGAAGAAUUACUGACUGGAUUUCUGAAUGUUGAUUACGCACGAGCCGCAUUAAUUCAUGGACCUUUUGAGCGGAAGGUGCGGAUGAGCAGCGGUGACUCGCUUGUAACUGUGGACUUCACUGCUUCCGCCCUCUCAAUGCGUGGCGUGGCUUUAACGGAUGAUGUGACGGUAAUGAAAGAGGCAGUCGGACUGGCGGAAGAACGUCAUUACACAUCUCCAUUUUGGCUCAGCACGGGUGAGUUGCGGUAUUUUAUGAAGGGAAUGAACACACUUUCUCUUUAUCUUCAUUGCGACUUCUCUGCUGCCUUUUCUGCUGGUGCUGGUUCUGGGGGCGCCAUACCGUCGGUGCUGGUUCAUAAUGAUCGAGGUGAGCGAUGUCGUGUCAUGAACUUGUCUGAAUUCGUCACAACGUCUGCCAAGUACAAACCCAAAGUUAAACGAAACGGAAUUACAAGCACUAAUGACAUCAACCACUUCUCUGCUUUCAUAUUCUUUCGGGAAUUUACCCCCGUCAGUGUCCUCACACGAAGUGCCACUUUUCCAAAGGAUAUUGAGGACUGCAUUCGGCGUUACUGCAUCUUGUCUGGUUGUUGGUGUACGAUAUGGGGAACACCUGAAGAGUUCAGAGAGGCGGGACAUGAUGUGCAUGAGGGCUCGUUAGGUUUGUGGGUAUUUGAUGAAUUAGGGCUGCCACUAUUUCUCGUAAAUGCGCUGUCAUGCCUGGAUGUGGCGGCUGCUUUUUCAUAUGUUUAUCCCAAUGACAUUAUUAGGGUUGUUAACUAA